Messenger RNA from Varanus komodoensis (Komodo dragon), 3917 nucleotides. It is a transcript of the gene B4GALNT3, whose product is annotated as beta-1,4-N-acetyl-galactosaminyltransferase 3. Bases 1 to 3177 code for a protein of 1058 amino acids. Gene Ontology annotation, cellular component: Golgi cisterna membrane. The record is from RefSeq and is a predicted model, not a curated record. NCBI's taxonomy places the organism in Eukaryota, Metazoa, Chordata, Lepidosauria, Squamata, Varanidae. The transcript has 21 exons. Gene Ontology annotation, molecular function: acetylgalactosaminyltransferase activity.
AUGAGGAAGCGCCCAUUCCAAGUGAGCAAGGUGCUGAGGAGGAGGUUCCGCCUCGUGCUGAUCUUGGGGGUGCUGGCCGUGGGGCUCUGCGCAGCCUACUUGGAGGUGGUGGUGCUCACCGACGGGGGAGGACAUCCCUUGAACCGCAGAUAUGGAAGCUGGAGUGAGUUGGCUAAAGCCCAGGGAAAUCAGGUUAGCCCUGUAGUGGAUCCAAGCUUUCAGAUGUAUCUGCCUCAGAAGGCAGGCUAUCAGGAUACAGUGGUUGAUGAAACUGUAUCAUCAAACAUGUUUCCUGGUUUUUCCCCUACUGUUCCCUGGUCCCCAUUCCAAGGUCAAGUCAAUCUCCAUGUUUUUGAGGACUGGUGUGGUGGCUCCAUCGAACAACUGAGGAGGAACCUCCAUUUUCCACUGUAUCCUCAUACAAGGACCACUUUGAAGAAACUGGCAGUAUCUCCACAAUGGAAAAACUAUGGCUUACGCAUAUUUGGGUAUCUGCAUCCAUUCAGUGAUGGUGAGUUUCAGUUUGCCAUUGCUGCUGAUGACAAUGCAGAAUUCUGGUUGAGUCCUAGCAAGAACAUCUCAGACCUGCAUCUACUGGCCUCUGUAGGCAAGACUGGGAAUGAGUGGACAGCACCCGGAGAGUUUGGGAAAUUCAGGAGCCAGAAGUCAAAGCCAGUGAAGUUGUCAGCUGCAAACAGGUACUACUUUGAGAUGUUACACAAACAAGAUGACAAAGGAACAGACCAUGUAGAAGUGGCAUGGAAGCUAAAUGACCCUGAGUCCAAAUUUGUAGUUAUCGACUCUCCGUUCCUCUCUCUUUAUGCUAAUGAAACACUCUUCAAAAUGGAUGAGGUUGAUCAUAUCCCGCAAACACUGGCAACUCGUAAAAGCCGGAUUCCACACAGUGAGAUUCUAAUGGAACACCCUGCAGAUAUGCUGAAGCCUGACCCUCGAGACACCAUUUACAAAUUGCCUCUCAUAAGUAAGGCACAGAUACGGAAGAUUCUUCCUGAUUGCCCAUACAAACCAAGCUACCUGGUCAGUGGAUUCCCACUAGGACGCUAUCAAGGUCUUCAGUUUGUUCAUUUGUCCUUUGUAUAUCCCAAUGACUACAGUCGUCUGAGCCACAUGGAGACACACAACAAAUGCUUUUACCAGGAGAACUCCUAUUACCUAGAGAGAUUUGGAUUUUCCAAGUAUAUGGAAAUGGACCGACCAAAGUGGAAAAAUCUUGAUUCUGAAGAAACAACAAAAGUGCCAGGUUAUGAAGACAAUUUGGAUGAUGCCCAGUAUGCAGACCCAGAAACAGAGGACGCCAUUCCUCUAUUAAAUUACACCAGACCAAAGUCUGAAAAAGAUUCCUUUGUGGCUGUGGAAAAUGCAAAUGUUCAUGAUUAUUCUCCGCAAAAGCAUCGGACUCUCUUGUCAGUUACCAGAGAAAAUACACAAAGCAAAGAAGCUAAACAGCAGAAAAUGACUUCAGUUGAUCAGAGGAACAAUGAAAACCACACAGAAGGAAAUUUGCAAAUGAGGAGCCCACCUCUGAAAGGUAGACUCAAAGAAAGCUCCAGAAACUCUCAUCAAUAUGGCAGGAAUGUACAGGUGCUAUCGGCACCACAGAGAAGACUGGCAGAUGAGCCCUUGCAUGUGAACAAAAGGCCCAAAGUGUCUGGGGAACAAAAUCACACCAGAUACAGGAAUUCAGCUGGAAGGACAAAGGACAAAGAAAUUGUUGCUGAUCAAUUAGAUUUUAAUGCAAACAGAAACAAGGACCCAUCAUUAUACAACACAAAGUCAAAGAGACAAUCCCAGGUACUUGGCAAAGGAGCUAGAAAUCCAACCCACCAAGAGCAGCCAGUUCAUGAGGACCAGUGGCUUAACCAAGUAGAUUCAUAUAUAGCUAGGCAUAAGGCAGCAGACACUGCAAAUGUCAUCUUGGGAAGGGUGGACCUGGAUUCCCAGCAGCCUGUCAGAACUGAUCCUACUCAGCCAGUAGUACAAGAGGAGGAGGAGGAGGAAGAACAGGUGGCAGUGGUUGAGGAGGACAAAGAGGCAGGUGAAGAGGAAGAGAGCUUUGAUUAUAUGCCUGUAUUUGACCAGUUAGUAAACUGGGAGCAAACUUUCAAGACAAAUAAUGUGGAUUUCCAGUUGUUGCGAUCGGACUGGAUUGACCUGAACUGCAACACUUCUGGGAACCUGCUCUUGAAAGAGAAGGAAGCAUUGGAGGUCACUCGAGUAUUCCUAAAGAAACUCAACCAGAAGAACAAAGGGCGAUUCCACCUGCGGCGCAUCAUGAACAUAGAGAAGCGGCAGGACCACAUGCGGGGCAGCCGUUAUCUUCUGGAGCUGGAGCUCUUGGAUCGGGGAAAGAGGCUUGUCCGAAUCUCAGAGUACAUCUUCGCACGGAACUGGCAUGGAGUCCAUAGUGAGGAAGAGAAGAUUAUGAAGGACUUGGCCUGGGGCCACCAGCGUCACCUGAUGGCCAGUGCUAAUGAGCUAGCCUUGUGCUGGCCAUCGGCCUUUUCCUGGAAUCACCGUGCUGUUGUUCAUUUCAUCGUGCCCGUGAAAAACCAGGCACGCUGGGUGCUGCAGUUUAUUUCUGACAUGGAGGAGCUGUUUCGAGUUACUAAGGAUCCCAACUUCAAUGUCAUCAUCACGGACUACAGCAGUGAUGACAUGGACGUAGAAAAGGCUCUGAAAAGAUCCAAAUUGCACAGGUAUCAGUACUUGCGUCUAUCAGGGAAUUUUGAGCGCUCUGCGGGCUUGCAAGCUGGGAUAGACCUUGUGAAGGAUCUUCACAGCAUCGUUUUCCUAUGUGAUCUGCACAUCCAUUUCCCAGCGGGGAUCAUUGACUCCAUUCGGAAGCAUUGUGUGGAAGGGAAAAUGGCUUUUGCACCCAUGGUUAUGAGGCUGCAGUGUGGUGCAUCUCCACAACGGCCUGAAGGCUACUGGGAAGUGAAUGGCUUUGGUCUCUUGGGCAUAUACAAGUCAGAUCUCCUUCGCAUUGGAGGGAUGAACACUGACGAGUUUGGAGAACAAUGGGGGGGAGAAGACUGGGAACUCUUGGACAGAAUCUUUCAGGCUGGCCUAGAGGUGGAACGACUUGCUCUCAGGAACUUCUUUCACCACUUUCACUCCAAACGAGGCAUGUGGAACCGACGGCCACUGAAGAUAUGAUGCACAUUUGCACUCCUUAGAAUUAAGAAGAAAACUAUCCUACCUCUAGCAUUUUCCAUCCAGAUCAUGGCUUUUGAAAGUGUAAAAAAACAUUUCCCAACAGCACAUCAGAGGAGCACUCUGAGGAGCAAAAGCAUACAGUAUGGAUUCUUAUGUAACCCCAUAAGAACACCCUCUAAAGCCUCUUUUUAUACUGUCUUCCUAUUUCUAACCAAUUUUAAAUUAUUAAAAGCAAAAUACAGAAGUAGAGACACCAUGCUUCCACCCAAGGGAACUAUUCCAGUUCCCUAAGUUGCCAGAUUUCGGUGGCACACAGCAGAGUCCUCGGGGCUUCUGAAAAUUGAAGAAUGGCUUUUCUACCACCAGGAGACAAAAGAUUCUGGUGAAUGAGUACAAAUGAAAAGAUGUCAAAGCUGGCAUGCUUUGCACAGCAAGUUUACAAGAGGAAUAUACUUCUCAUUAUAUCAUGUAUGGAUUAUUUAUAAAGAUGCAGCUUCUUCUUUAUCGAGUUACUUGAACAGAGGAAAACAUAUUCUGAAAUUCAGUCCUUUGGACCAAAGCCAGUGCAUUCUUCAGUGCGUGUACCAUGCCUGCAUCUCUGAGCACCAGCCCACCCAGGGCAUGUUAAGCGAUCCUUGGUUAAAGCAUGGCAUGUUCUGCUCAGGUACAACAAAAGAAACUCGGGUCCUAUAGUGAAACUGACGUGCCUUUCCCAUGGAACUAUCUGCAUUUUUAUUGAG